Molecule: messenger RNA, 957 nt
Organism: Carassius carassius (crucian carp)
Lineage: Eukaryota; Metazoa; Chordata; Actinopteri; Cypriniformes; Cyprinidae
Product: neurotrophin receptor-interacting factor homolog
Exons: 2
Coding region: 1-642 (213 amino acids)
Source: RefSeq, a predicted model, not a curated record
AUGCAAAACCCGUCCUCCACGCCACUCGCGGACAUCAUCGCGUCCCUCCCGGUCCUGCAUUGCGAACAACACCAGGCCCUGCUGGACUUGAGGACCGACCAGAAAAGGCGGUUCCAGGCCAUCGUACAAGCCCAGCAGGAGGACCGCGAGAGGAUCCGGAGCUGGAUCGACCAGGAGGUACCCGCCGAGGCCACCGGGCCGCCCACAGUCCCGGUGCAUCUGCCAAUGCACAAGAUGGGGCCCCAGGACGAUCCGGAAGCGUUCCUGGAGCUCUUCCAGAAGUCGGCGGAAGCCUGCCGGUGGCCCCGCGAACAGUGGCCGGUGCGCCUCAUCCCCCUGCUCUCGGACGAGGCCCAGGUGGCCGCGCAACAGCUCUUGGUGGCGAACCUCCUGGUCUUCGACGACCUGAAGAGGGCCAUCAUCCAGCGGGUCGGCCGGAGCCCCGAGCAACAUCGCCAGCGCUUCCGAUCCCUGGACUUGGGGGAAGCCGGUCGGCCCUUCGCGAUGGACCAACAGCUCCGGGACUCCUGCCGCAAGUGGCUACUGGCCGAGGGAAGUGACGUGGAGCACGUCAUCGACCUGGUGGUGCUGGAGCAGUUCAUCGCUCGGCUGCCAAAGAAGACUGCCGAAAUCCAACAGUAACUGGGCGAGCCCGAUAGUUUUGGUUCCGAAAACGGACGGCUCAGUCCGUUUCUGUGUGGAUUACCGCAAGGUGAAUGCUGUGUCGAAAUUUGACGCGUAUCCAAUGUCGCGGGUUGACGAGUUGCUUGAUCGGCUCGGCACGGCUCGUUUUUAUUCGACAUUGGACCUAAGAAAGGGAUAUUGGCAGAUCCCCUUGUCUCCUUUAUCCAAAGAAAAGACAGCUUUCACAACGCCGUUUGGUUUACACCAAUUUGUUACCCUUCCGUUCGGGUUGUUCGGGGGCCCCAGCCACCUUUCAGCGGCUCAUGGACAAGA